Messenger RNA from Anopheles funestus (African malaria mosquito), 5290 nucleotides. RefSeq lists its product as uncharacterized. Bases 1847 to 3076 code for a protein of 409 amino acids. The transcript is spliced from 6 exons. The record is from RefSeq and is a predicted model, not a curated record. NCBI's taxonomy places the organism in Eukaryota, Metazoa, Arthropoda, Insecta, Diptera, Culicidae.
GUUUGUGUCUCUCGCUCUCAUUUCAUUUCGAUGCGUUCAACGGUACGCACGUACGCGCCGUAGUGUCCGUGGUCGUUAGUUUGUUCGUGGUUUUUCGAUAGUAACAAAAUAAAGAGAAAAAAAAGGCUUCUUACCGUGCAAAACAUAUGAAACGGUACAGUUUGUAGGAACGAAGUGACUUUCCUUUAAACGUGUUGUUAUUAUUUAUGGUUACUCAGUCCGUCGUGAAGAACGGAAGAAUUCAAUGAUGGCGUUUUAGUGAGUUACGGCAGACGUAGGUUUGUAGUAGUGCCAAAUAGUGUGAAGGAGGUGUGAUUGAACUUGCCACAAAGGAAAAAGCCUCUAACGUUUUUUUUUUCUGUGUGCAACGACACGUGUUUGUGAGCUGUGAGGAAUUUGUAGUGAAGUCAAGUGAGAAGCAUAAGAAAAGUGAACAGUGUUAAUAAAAUUAAAUAAAAAUACAAAUUACGCAAACGAGUGCUAGAGUGAGUGUGUUUUCGUUUUUGUAACGCACCGGUGAUAGUGUUUGGAGAAAGCGUGCGUGUAACGGUCGCAAGAACGCGCCAUUAUUCUUCUUCAUCCGUUCCGGGUGCGUAUGCGACUUCGCGACCAGAACCGCCGCAAGGUGUGUGGUUGCUUUCUGGGCUUUCGAAAUUUCCACCCGUUUUCCAUCCGUACGCCAAAGGGGGAUGAAUAACGUUCCAAUUCCCAGACUCACCUGCAAAACCUUCAUCGUUGUCAUCGUCGGCCAGAUGCUUUCACCUGCGUUCCCGGCGUGUCGUCUGUAAAACCGAAUUGGCGCGUGUGUGAGUGUGUGUGUGUCCAUACAGGGUUGAAAUGAAAAGGAACCCCACGGAUAUAAAUAAAGCGCAAAUUAAAUAACUCCACCAAGGCAACAGAGGCAGACAAACAAAAAAAACCCCCCGAUCCAAACAGUCCAGCCAGCAAUCUACCCUUUUUAGUUCUUUGUAUCCCUUUUUCGACCCGACCCGUAUUACCCGGUGCUGUGUGUUGAGUGUAUUUUAUCCUUGGCGAACAACACCUUUCUGGCAGCCUUCGGUUUCGUUGUUUGCGUUACCGUUGCUUCGCGUUGCUGCGAGACCGCGUGACCUCCACAAACGAGUCGGUUGCGCUGCUGGAAUCCUUUUGCAGCAACAACAGGCAGGACACGUGCCAUUGCUCCAUCGCUUCCGGGCGUACGCUAUCGAUACAGCUCCCGUACCACCCAUCUUCGAAGUUGGGUGGAUAAACUUUGUGGUUCGCUGAUUCGCUGCCAAGAAACCACGGAAGGAACCGGCUGAUUAAAGUCCUCAGCCACACCAGAAACAGACACAAAGGAGGAACAUUUUUUUCCGGCAUUUGUAGCAACCGUCUUUACCAUCCGUCGUUCCACGUGACACGGGAAGAGUGGAAAACCCCGACCCGGGAAGCAAGGAGGCGCAUUAUCCACAUGCGCAACAGCGUUCCGAUAGCAGCUGUGGAGUGAUAACUUUCCAUUUAUUAUUUGUCACUAUGCGCCACCGGUUACCGAUGCCGGCACACUUGGAGGUGAUUGAUAGUGCGGCGUGGAAAAUCAUGAACCGCAGAGGAACGACCGGUACCAAUCCGAACAACCUCGAAAGAACGUAGACGAACAACAUUCAUCUUACCAAUCAACAGCACACACACACAAGAAAAGGAUCAAUAUUUGCAAAGGCAACAGUUGUGCGUUUCUUUUGUGAAGGAGCAGAAAUUUUCAAUUCACAAAAGGUUGAUCUCAUAACAAAGGGGAAAAAAACGAUAAAACGAGCCGGAAGAAAGCAAAGAAAUUGGAAAAUUAAUCAUCGACAGUGAAAAACCGAUCAAGAUGCCGGCAACAACGGUGAAGAGUGAAGCGACUGACCAGCACAACAACUGUGAUAAUGAGGAGGAGGAACCUAAAGACAUGAAAAAUGCGCAUCUCAUUAUCAACGAGCUUCGGAACCGGUGCCGAAAUCAAUCGGAGCAAAUCAUGGCAUGGAAGAAGGCGUUCUCGUUGCAGCAAGAACAGAACCAUCGAUUGCAGAAGGAAAAGACGGAACAGCUGAACUAUCUUACCAGCCAGCUGCUGCUGCUCGAAUCGCGCAUCAUGCGCAAACAGAAGCAAGUGUCGAACGUGAUCUAUCAGCGUGAGCUGACAAUCUACCGGCAGCAGAAGAUCAUCGAAACCCUCUCUAGUCGCCUGAUCGACCACGGCAUCAUGGACGUGGGCAUGGAUGCACCGAUGCACACGGGCAGCAACAGUAACGACUUCGAUUCGCUCAACGAUUCCGACUCGGCCGUCGUACUGGAGGACGUCGAUUCCGACUGUAACAGCUCGAUCUACUUCGGUGGCAGCAUUAGCGGUGGUGGCAGCCUCAAGUCGCGCUGUGGUUCGAACAAGAUGACGAACGAUGUCACGAUCGUGCGGUCCAUAUCGGACGCGAUAGAGACGAACCUGAAGUACAACAAUACCCGCCGUUCGAACUGUUUUCUGCGGCGGCCAGAAAUUCUCGAAACCGUGUACAGCGUGGAGGAAGAUCCGGAACCCCAGAAUGCGACCGGCGGUGGUACGAACGCAACGGAUAGCGGUUCCACGACCGGGCCUACAUCGCCCAAACCGGAUGCGGUCAGCGAGAAGCGGGACAAGUUUAAAAAUCGUACCGAAAAGUGUAUCUCCACCGAUCAGCCGGAAGGUGCACGGCAGGAGGGCGCACCGUUGAUCAUUACCAGCAGCAGCUGCGAUGUGGAGUCGGACCUGUGCGGUACACCGUCCCAGGGCUGCAAAGUGCAGGGUGCCGUUACGAACUUUAAUCGCGUCAUGUCGAACCAUCGGUCGGUCACGAAACCGAAGGAUGUCAAGUACAAGCGCAUCAACAAGGCCAAAUCGAAGAGUCUGGAGGAGUUGCGCGGUCGGCUAAAGCAUUGGGUGGAGCGUGGCACAUGCAACGUGAACCUGUCGCUAGAUCCAACCGGUGGUUCCCAUCUGAGCGGGCAUCUGUCCGAGCACUGUGGUGCCGGCACGUUACAACAGACCCAACCCCAACAGCAACCAAACCUGGCACAAAGCUAUGCGUGACCUGAACCGAAAGCCCGCGUGCGGGGCAGCAUUUAAUAGGAGGCCGCAGGUUGUGUGCUCUCGAGGUACUCCUCAAGAUUUUUUUUUCGGUGUCAGGAUCUCUCGACGGUCCGAACGUCCAGCUGGACAGUCCAGCGUGGGGAGUGUAUAUUUUUGGGCGAGACGAAACAAACACAAAACAACAAGAAAUUGCUUUGUACGCGAACAAUGCAAGACAAGCAGAGUGAAAAUUUGAGUCUGAUCGAAUUACUGCGGGGGCGCAGUACUGCGUACCACUAUUUAUUGCGUUUUGCUUAGUGUUUAAGAGAAAGAAUCGUGAAGAGAAAAGAAGAAAAUAAUCACAACAAGAAUUUGUGGAGCGAACUAAUCUUGAAAACACUCACUUACAUACUGACUGAGUCAGGUUACCUAAGAGAACGAAACCUUUGGGGGAGAAAGUAAAGAAAAAAGUUAAGAAUUUGUGUAAAAAGUAAGUUAGUUAAACCAUUAAGCCAUGUGUAGUGGAAUAAUUUACUGCUUCAUGCCACAAAAACCACAGGCACAGGCUAGCAUUGUAGCUAGUGCUUAGAGUAUGAACGUGUUUAACUACACAACUACUACUAAUCGUAAGCGUGAUUAUGCAGUGCAGAAAUGAAGAAUAGAAUAUAAACAGCCUCUACAUGCACGGAACACUACAACUCACCAGUAAGGGUCGCAAUAGGCGACGAACACGGGGAGCCAUUUUGUAAAGUAGGCUUUCCUUGGCGAUCUUGGUAAACACGGAAUUAGUGCGACUUGGAUGCAUGUGUAAAUAUGUAACAAUUUAUCCAUACGAUCCAGCCGAUUUGUAUUACUAGUAGCCAUGUAAGAUGGGCACCACCGCCACACGAUCACCAUCGGAGUGAGGAACAAGUGGUCACUAUGCACUCUCAAAUCUCGUUCAGUGAUACGUCGGUGGGUGUUGUUUCGGUGAUCUUUCCUUCCAAAGUCAAGAGAUAUAUUUAUACCUAUCGUGAUGGAAUUGCUUUCGCUACAUAUAUUUUUUUGCAAAAAAAAACAUUUUUUAAAACAAAAGAUUUGUGCGCAACGAUCCGCAAGAAGCGCACGCAAGUUUUGACACCAUUAGCGGUGUUUUCGAGAAUGUUCCUUUAUGUAAGAAGAAUAUUAAAGAUGUACGUCUUUUUUCGAGCGUAAAUGUACUAGCCCCCCGUGUAAGUUGGUGGGGUAGGUAUCUGGUAAAUCUGUACCGGUUUCUUCCUUCCGAGCUUUUGUCACCAAAGCGAACUGAAGGGUUUUUUAACACAUCUAUACCCUAUAUCCUUAUACCAACUAACUCUCCUCACUGUCAGUGGUUUCAAUCUUAAACACCUUUUUGGUACCUUUUGCCCCUAAUGUAUUGGGCACCAUUUUCUUUGUUUUUGGCUAGCCCCGGAUGGCUGCUUGAAACCUUCCGUUACGAUCUCCCGUAAUCUCAGUCCCUUACGUCGCACCCGACGCUUUCUGGCCCGUUCUUCUGCAGCUAAUAGCACGUAAGGCAUGUACAUACAACCAAUCGUACCUUUUACUCACCAUAAAAAGUCGAUUGCAAAGUUAAAAUCAAAGUCCGCGAUCCUCAGCAGCGAGGAAAAGAUUAUGAACAAUUAAUUGUAAGUGCGCACAGCCAACCGCAAACGGGCGCAUCGAACACGCACCACCGGUAUGGCAGACGCCAGACAUGGUCCGGAAUGCCGUAGCUCGAGUGUGUACGUAUAUGCGCUAUAGCAGGAUGCAUGUCCCCAAACCGGUGCGCGGGUGCUUCGUUUGCGGUAGCAACCAACACACGGUAUUAAAGCAAAGAAGGGUAAUAUUUAGCGAACAACUUUAACAAACAAGCGAACAAAAUCAUCCAACAUUCAAACACAAAAAGAAACAAUUUCGACACGAAGGAAAGGGAGCGAGUGUGUGUGUGUGGUAUGGAGCGUAGCAUAAGUCAUCGAUAGAUGGAAGAUCAAAUUUAUGUAUUUAAGAAUGAGUAAUAUAAGAAGUAUGAAAAGAAAAGGGAAUGAAAGAAUUUCAAUUAAGCUAAUUACAAUCUUCUAAGGCAGGAAAACUACAGCCCGUAAAAACAGCUCUUGUACAACAACAAACCAUUAAUCUUGAUCGAUAGAUUCGCAUCAAUUCUGUAACUUAAAAGAAAACAUGCUUGAAAUAUAAAAGUGCGAUUCAUAUUUUCAACACUGAACUCUGGAACUGAAA